GGGGGGGGGAUUUUUCUACAUGUUCACCGGGUGGUCGCUAGGACUACCUACGCGCGACGCUUUAAUAGAACGGUUUAAUCAUACUUCUGUGACAGAGAUUGUGUUACCAGACCUGUGUUUACUUGGGUUUUAAAAAAGACAAAGUGAUUUAAACAAUGGAGGAACAGGGCAACGAUGACGUUGAACAACAGAAGAAGGUCAAGUUUGAGGAGAAGAGUGAUGAGCAAGCACCUGCUAAGAAGGAAACAAAAGAAAAUAAAGAACAUAAAGAUGAAGAAGACGAAGAAGAAGAUUCUUUGGUUGGGAAGUCCGAUGACGAUAAGCAUGCUCAAAAUGAUAUUAAAUCUGCAAAUACAGAACAGGAGAAAAAUAAAACAUCCGCUGAAAAUAAUAUUGAUAAAAAUGAUGGAUUAGGAAAUGAUUUGGAAAUGCUUGAGGCCGCUUAUAAACGUGAAGGAGAAAAUAACCAAACCUCUAAAAAUGAACUAGAUAAAAUUAUUGAAAAUAAGAAUGAAAAUCCAAGUGAAAAAGAAAGAAAAACAAGUACUGCUUCAAAGAAAUCAGACUCUGUAAGCGACGAGGAAAAGGCAAAACUAAAGAAAGAAAGUAAAACUGUCGAGUUUGAUAGAGUUAGCAACGCAUCUGGAUAUUCAUUAAAUAGUAGACGAUCGAAUGGUGAACGAAGUGCUCUGACAGAGACCGCCAAAAGUAAAUCACCUGAAAAAUCUAAUGAUAAAACGCCUAAAAGGUCUCAAAAUAAAUCACCUAUAAAGAAAAACGAGAAAAGGAAAGUAUUAAAAUCAGACGAUGAGGACACAUCUGAUUUUCGGACCUCUGUCGAGUCUCUUUCAUCGGGGGUUGGUAAUCCUAAGGAAUACAAGAUAGCAAAGGACGCGCUUUCUAAUACGUCGGACGACUAUAAAUCUAAAGAGCAGCCUAAAGAAGUCACGGAGAAGAAUACUGUCAACAGGUCAAAUACAAGUUUGAGGAGGGAACCAGACAACGAAUCAAAGAAGGAACAUUCUAAGGAUUCUGAUAAGGAUCUAGUCAAAGAGUUUACAGAAAAGUCAGAGACAGACAUGAGAAGAGAACCAGUAAAAGUCUUGUAUGGAGAACCAGAAAGUGAUUUAAAGGAACCAGGUCAAGUAUCAAAGGUUGAUCACGAUUCACCGAGGGAAGAAUCGGGUAAAACUACAAAUGCAAUAGAUGAUGAUAAACAAUCAUCUAAGCAAGACGAAGGAAUUAAGCAUGUCAUAGAUAAAGAUGAUCCCCAGUACCAGGUUGACGAAGAUGGUGAAGAAUCUACAUCAUAUAAGUCAAAGAAAGUAAACGAAACUAAAGUGACUAUGCAAGUAACUGUUGAUGACACCAAGCCUUCAAAUAAUGAAGAACCAACGAAACCAGUAAAGGAACCAGAGCCUAGAUCUGUAACUGUUACUACAAAAUAUAAGAAGCCACCUGCUAGCACUGCUAGUUCUUCAGUAAAUUCGUCAUCGAAUCAAAGUUAUCCACGACCAAGUCGUACUGAAACCAUGUCACCACGUGACAUUGUUGCAGAAAAAAGGAAAGAACGUCGACAGCAGUCACAGAGUGCACGAUAUCCAUCACAGAGCAAAUCUUCCGCUCGUGACGCGACUAUGGCAACUCGAACUUCAUCGAGGGCUUCCACAUUUAGAAGUUCAAGACCACCUAGCCGGGCUAGGACAGCACUGAGCUUCUCUACAGAAAGAAGACGGAAAGAGCGGGAGUUUUUCCAUGCGGAGCUACAGCGUCUGAAGGAUAGUCUAAGAAAAGAAUCGAAGAAAAUUAAAAAGCCAAAAGUACGGGACCAUUACCCCGAUGUGUUUACAAGCCUAGCACCGUACUUCGACACGUACACAGCGAAUUUUCUUAUCAAAAUGCCUGAACUUGGGUACAAAGAAAACCAGCCCCCUGAGGUAAAGAAACAACCGACCGUUGAAUCCGAAGAGACACACGAUUUAAUGUACACCACUAGGUGUACGGCAAUAGGACUGUGCGACCCAUGUGUGAGUCUCAGUAUGGAUAGGAAUGUUUUACCCAAGUUGGAAACAGCUGAGAUCCGCAGAAAGAGGAUCGAACAAAUGCAUGCCGGUGAUUCAAAACCUAAGUCAGGCAGGGCUUCUUCUAAUACAGACAGGAACGGAAAAACAGGCAGUGAAUCUAACAAUGCGCACGAUCCAGAAUCUCCACGCCAGAAGCGACCGGAAGCUAAGCAGGGUAGCACGAGAUUGCCUAAGUUCCCAGUGAUAGCGCCACCUAACUCUGACCUUACCACUAAAGAACUUCACUACGGUGAUGUACCAAUGUUGAGGGAUGAAAUGAUCAAAUCUUUCAGUCACUAUGGUGAAGGCAGGAAAAAGUCGGACUAUGACAGAACAAAACAAGAUUUCUACCGUAUGGAAUUAGACAGAUUAGAUGAGUAUCACCAUACGACGAGACCCCACAUGAGGGCCGCUUACUUCGCGUACCUUCAGAACACGCCUGGUUCCCGUAAAGCAAUAUACGACUGUAUGAAGGACGUUUCAAACCCGAAGAAAAAGGAGGAACAAUCCCCACAGGCGGUGGCAUGAGUGUAGAGACUAAUUAAUAUUCUAUAAAUAAUCAUAAUUUAUCUUGAACUUAAAGAAAAAUGAAUCGUUAUAUAUUUCUAACAAAGUAUGAGUCCUGCAGUUGCAUUAAAGUGAAAUAUUAGGAUAAUUUUGUAUCAAAAAUAUUGUGUACUAAUAAAUAUCUUAAAUAAACAUUCUAGAUUGACACAGAGUUCAGUGGAGGAUUUUCUUUUCACUUUUACUAUCAAAACGAACUCCAAGUUGCAUGAAUCUUAUUUUCUUUGUUAAAUUAUUGUCCAAAGAUGGAAUGUGCGACCUUUUCUACUGAUGAAUUCAUUUUUUAACGAAUUCUAUGACAAAAAUAAAUGGAGUUUAUUAUCAGUUCUUAGAACCCUUUGUUUUGGCAAUAAAGUGUUCAUCCGAAAGAAUAUCUUUAUUUAGUCUUGAUUGAAUCGGAGCUUGUCUUGAAGCUAUC
Ruditapes philippinarum (Manila clam) is the source of this 3045-nucleotide messenger RNA. Its product is annotated as DNA ligase 1-like. The transcript is spliced from 12 exons. Lineage: Eukaryota; Metazoa; Mollusca; Bivalvia; Venerida; Veneridae. Bases 156 to 2591 code for a protein of 811 amino acids. The record is from RefSeq and is a predicted model, not a curated record.